AUGAAGCCACAAACCUAUCAUUUCUACGGGUAUAGUAUUCUAAAGCCUAUGUUUAUAAGCCUAAAGAAACACGGAUUUAAAACCCUAGAGCGUGGGUGGGAUACCUCGUGGGAUAUGAAGGUGACAACGUAUAAUAACAUAGUCGAAGAGCACUCUAUAGAGGUAGGUUUAGCGGGUUUAGUGGGUUCAAUUAAUAUAGACGAAGCUAAGCUAUUCUACAAUACCGAAGAAGGGACCCUAGAGGAACGACUCGAUACACUUAAAGAAGGGCAAGUUAAAUACCUAGAACUACCACUAAGUCAACCGAAUACCCCGUCGCUAACGCCUUCGCCACUAGUAGACGAAGGAGGAUCGGACCGUGGACGUGAUAUAAUCCGAUAUACGACACCGCUACUAAACCCAGCGAGACUAGACCCACUAGAGGUUCUACGUCCUACACAAAUACCCGAUACCUCGAAUAUACGUCGAUCCCCGAGAUCUACGAAGGGCCGAAGCCCCGAGAGAUACCACGAUUUAAAGUGGAAGAAGUACGGAGAACCCGACCGAGAUAGAGGAGCACAAUGCGCUAUGGUAGGAUUAGUUAUAAGUGGAGGUUCACAAUGCAUUAUAGAAGGAUUGGUAGGGAACUCGCCCUUUAGAGUCGGCUUCGCUAUGUCAUCAACCGAGAUAGGCCCUAAAUAG
Molecule: messenger RNA, 681 nt
Organism: Penicillium concentricum
Lineage: Eukaryota; Fungi; Ascomycota; Eurotiomycetes; Eurotiales; Aspergillaceae
Exons: 6
Coding region: 1-681 (226 amino acids)
Source: RefSeq, a predicted model, not a curated record